CUGCCAGGGUUCGAUUAUAUCCAAUCAGUCAUGCGAAUAUCGCCAAUCUUCUCGUCAACCUACAGGUUGCGCCUCAUAGUAUGGACUACGCGCCACAACACGAGCGAUACAAAUCCGAACCUCAUUCGAACCAGCUCAUCACCCAUGUAUUGCAGGGGUUCCGCGACCGAAGUGCGUAUGCAUGCUGCGCGCCAAAAAAAAAAAAAACAAGCCUCGAAGGGACAUCGACCAUCCUGAUCCGUCCCACCAGGCGGCAGCUACAUCUCAUCUCCUGGAAAUAAUCGAUUUCCAGGCCUCAGUUUCGGAUGUCUUUAAUGAUCUGAAGGUUCCGAUCGCGUAUCGACGAGGCGGGGCUAGCCGAAUCCCUGGCCUAUCCGAUGGGCAUGUCAUCGUCGCGGUGAAUGUCCACAUGGGUUUCAGAAUUGUAGCUCAGCUGCUGUGGAAAAAAAUAUAUAUAUUUUUUUUUGCAAUUUUUUUUGGCUUUACGUGCCUUCGGACCCUUGUUCUCCUCCUGAAAUUCCCUCCCUCUUGCUCGCUUGUCUUUUCUCCCUAUGCUUUAUUUCACGUAUGUCGAUUGGAAACGUAGUAAAAUUACAAUACCAAAGCGCACCUGACCUGGCAAAAUUGUGCCCUGAUAUCAUUUACUUGGAUACACUAAUGCCAC
Molecule: messenger RNA, 664 nt
Organism: Trematosphaeria pertusa
Lineage: Eukaryota; Fungi; Ascomycota; Dothideomycetes; Pleosporales; Trematosphaeriaceae
Exons: 1
Coding region: 182-586 (134 amino acids)
Source: RefSeq, a predicted model, not a curated record